Sphaeramia orbicularis (orbiculate cardinalfish) is the source of this 3983-nucleotide messenger RNA. RefSeq names its product WD repeat-containing protein on Y chromosome-like. The record is from RefSeq and is a predicted model, not a curated record. The coding region runs from base 397 to 3768 and encodes 1123 amino acids. NCBI's taxonomy places the organism in Eukaryota, Metazoa, Chordata, Actinopteri, Kurtiformes, Apogonidae. Gene Ontology annotation, molecular function: calcium ion binding; protein binding. The transcript is spliced from 33 exons.
GCUAUAUGUGGCACCUGAACUAAAAUGAGCUUGACUCCCCCUGAUCUAAGUAAUAAUUUCAGCCCAGUUUGUCUCACUGGGACCCCUGCACAGCCAGGGUUGGGGCCAGUAGCUAACACAAAUAAAACAUCUAUUCCAGUGCUGAAACUUUAAUGUAGCUCCCCCCUGCAGAGCAGCUCACAGCAGGUUUUAAAUGUUGUAGGUCUCCAUAAACACAGUGCAUAGAAACAUCCUGCAGAGAUCAUUUCUACGGUCAGGAACACUGCCUUGAAGCACUGGCUUCUCAGAACACCUUAAGAACAGAUUAAGAGCUUUCAAUUACCCUGAAACCCUGGAAACUGAACAUGGAGAGAGAAUAACUCUACAACAAUUAUACUACCAACACAACAGUUCCCAAUGGCAACCAAAGAAAAACAGUGGUGGGAUCCGUAUGAAACAUCUCAGAGGAGAGAUUUUACCUACCGACCUAAUUCAUCUGCCGAGCUCCUGCUGUGUCCCACGUCAACAUCAUUUAUAGACUCCUUUUCACAAUCUAGACCUUUUGGCUCAUCUGUGUACCAUGAGGAUUUCAACUGGAAGCCAGCCUGUAAACCUGAAUGCAUCCGCACAGGGACAGCCUCAGGACAAAGGAGAAACAACCCACAUCCAAGUAAGUCUUUUAUGAUGUGGAGGCUGCCAAGGGAUGCAACCAGAAGCUCGGAGUAUGUCAGUUUCCCUUGGAAAUGUUCCCCGUCUGAGGGGGAGAUUUGUAAGGCUUUGACAGCACAGUACCGCUCCACCUACAGAUGUGACUUCAUGGGUAUGCCUCAAGAAAAACGACUGGUGCCUCCGUGCAGCAGACGUCGAGUGCCGACCUCUACGGACACAGAGAUGAGGGACAGUUACCGUCAACCAAAGCAAAGACCUGAAGUGAAUCACUGUCAUUAUAGCUGCAACAUGAAUCGUAGAACAGCAUGCCGUGGCAUAGUUCCCUCUGUUGUGCAAAGACACGUCCUGACUCAGCAGAAAGACUCAGAUCUGACAACCUACGACAGGUUUUGUGGAAACAGGGCUGCUAAUGUUUCAAAUCUGAUAAAAUCUCCGUUACCCCAAGAACUGCAGCAUAUGCAGAGAAUUUUACCUGAGCAGGAGAAAGAAGCCGUAAAACCAGCGUUGAUAAGAGGAAGUAAUCCCAACAGCAGGAACAAGGAAUUUGAAACAAGUGGCUUCAGAUCCAUCGAUGUGAAGAUGUUUAGCUGUGUAAUAAAAAGGUGCCUUGGAUUGCCAAAUGCAAGUGAUAUGCAAAUUAAAGGGUUAUUUAAGAAGAUUGAUUAUUCAGACCAAGGAAGGAUUUCAUGGAGUGACUUCUGCACACACAUGCUGCAGGAGCACAAAGAGAUGGAGGAAACUGUCAGACGCAGUAAGCAGGUGGCUUUCACUCUGCCGGCUACUAUGAAAGCAUUGUGUCAUGGCGUUCCAGUUGUAAACAUCCAUUCCACGCAUGAUGGCACCAUUAUAACAGUGUGUGAAGAUGGAGCUGUUUGCUACUGGAGUCCUGAGCUUAAACCCCAGAAGACAAAACACAUGUUUAUUGAAGGACCUGCAAAUAGGAAGUCAAAAUGGGCAAGUGAUUUUACUGUGAUGACUGAGAACAACAAGCUGCUGAUUGGCACAGGUGACAGAGAGAUCCAACUUUAUGAGCUUUCCACGCUGGAGCCUUAUUGCCAAAUCAAUGCGCUAGAAACGGUGCCUCUGACAUUAGACUGUGGCUACACUGAUCCAGAUACUUGUUGUAUUCUGUAUGGAGACACUGAGGGAUGUGUGAAUAUCAUUUUAAUAUCCUCCGUUGGAGAUACCCUCAGAUUGUGGAAUAAAUUACCCAGGACUGAAAAUAUCCCCACUAUAGCAAUUGACAACAUAGUAUUUUGUACAAAUGUGACGUUUGUCCGAUGGAAGGUUCAUCAGGACUGGGUCACACAGGCACGAUAUUUCCAGAGCUUCCGAGCUGUUGUCUCCUCAUCAAAUGAAGACGUCUCCUCUGUUGUCAUAGGCUGUGUGCUGCCCUUAACAGACGCAGAACAGCAGUUAAAUGAGAUCAGAGACGCUUGUUAUGAGGGUAAGAUCAAGAAGAUACAGCUGAAUUGGACCCCGCAACUUAGGGCGUCAAGUGACCAGACAGUUUUUAGCGUCUACAAAGGUGUGAAGACCUUUGACCUCUGUCGAAAGCACAGCUUGUUGGUCACUGGAGGCAUGGACGGACUGGUACGACUGUGGAAUCCAUGUUUUUCUGGGAAACCAAUCGGUAUAUUAAAAGGCCACCCUGCUCCAAUUGUCUACAUCUGCAUCUCCUCGGAGGACAGUCGGAUCUUCUCCGUCUCCAUAGAUGGCACCGUUAAAAUCUGGGAUAUUCAAGAUCAGUGUUGCCUAUUUACGGCAGAUCCAAAAGCAAGUGGGAUUCAUGGUGACAUUUCUGUGUGCUCGUAUUCCCUUGCUAUGAAAUCCCUUUACAUUGCUGCAGACUCUUUGGCUGUGCUCUCUCUUAAGAUAAGGCCACGGCUUCACACUCGUCUGACUGUUUCACAUAAUGAGCCUGUGAUGUGCUGUGGCUACAGUGAGGAGUUUCGUCAAGUUGUCAGCUGCACUCAAGGAUCUGUGGUAAGAGUUUGGGAAUUUGACAGCGGACGUCAAGUGUUCGAGUUUGGUGGCACACCUGACCUGUCUGCUAUCACGUGCAUGACCUUUGACCCAAAAGGAAGAAGGCUCAUCACAGGAUCAAGAGACGGCUGUUUAAAGAUCUGGAACUUCAACAGUGGCCAGUGCUUAAAAACACUAAAAAAAGACGGUGAAUAUCAUGAAGUGUGUGACUGCAUUUUCCUGAAAGUACACAGGAAUUCCUAUGUGAUGUCUGUUGGCCGGGACCGGAGGAUUGACAUUUAUUCAGACAUUCCUGAGGAUCUUCAUCAUGUGCAGAGGCCUCAACCAUCGUGGCAGGACGAUCUGAAAAAUGGCCAUAAGGACGACAUCCUUUGCACAGCGCAGUGUCCACCAUCCCUUCUGGCCACUGGCAGCUAUGAUGGAGAGAUUAUAGUGUGGAAUGUGGUCUCUGGGCGUAUACAGUGUCGGUUUGUCAGUCCUCCUCAAGACGGACACCAAAAUGCUGAGGGUUUGGAUACGAGUGUUCCAAGCAUAAUUUUCAUGAAGAACUCCAAACUGCAGCAGAUUUCUGCAGCUAACACACUACUCCUAUCAUCUGGAGCCAAGGGCUUUAUAAAUCUGUGGAGUGUGCUUGGUGGAGGAAAACUUGUGAGAAGCUUCAAAGCUUCUCGAUCCCAACAAAAGAUAACGAAACUGGCCAAGACAGAGAAGGACUCCUUGCUGUACUCUGCUGAUAGAACUGGUUACAUCUAUAUUUACAACAUAAACAAACUAACUCCCAGUCCUGAACAAAAGAAUCCAAGACCUGAGACUUUCUGGCGAGCCCACACCAGCAAAGUAACAGGCCUGCACAUUGUUGACAAUGAUCAAGUGGUGCUGACUUCAUCCACCGACUGCACUGUGCGUCUUUGGAGUGCCCAUGGAGAAUUCAUAGGGACCUUUGGGCAACUAGAGACCUGGAACGUCCACAUCUCCUCUUCCUGGCAGCAUCCUGGAGUCCCCUAUGAGAUUCUAGUUGAUCCUCUGAGUAUGCCAGAUCAUGAAAUCCUGAACAUAAAAACACAUCUUUCUGAUGCUGUCAGCGCUGACAACAUUGAGGCCGACAGAGACAAAAUAAAGGCUCUGUUGUUGUGAAAUUGUCAAGAAUACUAACGAGCUAUCGAACCGCCGUGCUCCGAAAGGCUUUGAUACUGUGGAGCCACAAAAUACCAGUGAAAGACCUGCUUCUCCCAUUCCGGUAUUGAUCCCCUCACAUGCAGCACUGAGGACCUGGAGUCACCUAAAUAAGAUGAAACUGUAUUGAUCACAGUUGGGAAGCUGGGUAAUUCCUGUAUUCAACACUAUGGAAG